AAUGUAAGAAAUUUAGUAUUUUCUGUUGGUAGUAGUUGGUUCUAUUUUUAAUAAUUGUCUUCUCCAUAAUUCUAAGAUUUGAUAUUAUUCUCAAAAAUGGCAAAAAAGACGUACGAUUUAUUGUUCAAACUCCUUUUAAUUGGCGAUUCAGGAGUAGGCAAAACUUGUAUAUUAUUUAGAUUUUCUGAUGAUGCAUUUACCACAACUUUUAUAUCAACUAUAGGUAUAGAUUUCAAAAUAAAAACAGUAGAGCUGAGAGGCAAAAAAAUCAAACUCCAGAUAUGGGAUACUGCAGGACAAGAGAGGUUCCACACUAUCACUACUUCCUACUACAGAGGAGCCAUGGGUAUAAUGUUAGUGUAUGAUAUUACAAAUGAAAAAAGUUUUGAGAAUAUAGUGAAAUGGUUGAGGAAUAUAGAUGAGCAUGCUAAUGAGGAUGUGGAGAAAAUGAUACUAGGUAACAAAUGUGAUAUGACGGACAAAAGGACAGUCAGCAAAGAGAGAGGUGAAACGAUUGCUCGCGAACAUAGCAUUAGAUUCAUGGAAACCUCAGCAAAGGCAAACAUCAACAUAGAGCGAGCAUUUAGCGACCUCGCAGAAGCAAUUUUGGACAAAACCGCUGGAAGGGAACCAGGAGACCCUGUGGAUAGGGUGAUGGUUGAUAGAAGACAACAGGCUACAACUUCGAAGUCAUGUUGUAAUUAAUUAGUUGCAAUAUUUUUAAAAAUUAUAAUCUAGGUAUAUGCAUGUGAACUGAUUUCUAUAAGAGAUGCUCAUAAGUCAAGCUAAAAAUAUUUUUUACUGUGCUGAGAAAAUAACGAGAAUAUUAUGAGGAUAAGUUCCAGUAAUUGUUUUUGCUUUGUCUUUGCACUCAAGAUGUUCUACCUGAUGUCGAUUUAUUUAUCAACGAGUCAUUUCAUUUAAUAUAUGUUGAAAUGAAGA
Messenger RNA from Leptinotarsa decemlineata (Colorado potato beetle), 942 nucleotides. RefSeq names its product RAS oncogene family member Rab10. NCBI's taxonomy places the organism in Eukaryota, Metazoa, Arthropoda, Insecta, Coleoptera, Chrysomelidae. Gene Ontology annotation, molecular function: GTP binding; GTPase activity. The record is from RefSeq and is a predicted model, not a curated record.